This is a messenger RNA of Acaromyces ingoldii, 628 nucleotides long. RefSeq names its product putative translation initiation inhibitor, yjgF family. The transcript has 2 exons. Bases 49 to 453 code for a protein of 134 amino acids. The record is from RefSeq and is a predicted model, not a curated record. Gene Ontology annotation, molecular function: deaminase activity. Gene Ontology annotation, cellular component: cytosol. NCBI's taxonomy places the organism in Eukaryota, Fungi, Basidiomycota, Exobasidiomycetes, Exobasidiales, Cryptobasidiaceae.
CCUCGACGAAGAACAGACUGGCAGCUGUAUCAGCCAGCAGGUGACACCAUGUCUGACGAGUAUGAGCUGAAGCAGGUCGUGACCGAGCCAGACCACUACGCCCAGUUCUGCAUCUCGCAGGGGAUCAAGGUAGGCAAUCUGGUCUUUGUGUCGGGCCAAGUGGCACUGGGCGAGGACGCCUCCAUCGUCGGCAAAGGCGACUUCCCAGCUCAAAUCGAGCAGGCAUUUCUCAAUCUCAGCCGAGUCUUGCAGAGUGCUGGCUCAGAUCUGAGCAAGGUCGCCAAGGUGACCAUCUUCUUGGUCAACAUGAAGGAGCACUUCGGCUACGUUCGCCAGGCCCGAGCGAAGUACUUUAGCGUCCCUUAUCCCGCCGAUACGAUCGUCGAAGUCAAGUCGCUGUAUCACCCGGAUGUCCUGAUCGAAAUUGAGGCGAUCGCAGUGGCAGCCACUUAGAAGCGACUACAAAGCCACAUCUAUCAAGCUGCUCAAUAGAAUACAGUGAAUAAGCCAGCAAUCCGAUUUAGAUCUACCUUUGGGUCAGACGGAAAGAUGGUGGAGCUCGAGUCGUCAUGCUUUCACUUCAGAAUAGAUACAUCUAACACAUACUCACAACACGGACAAGAUCGAU